UCAAAAUAUAAAUGUGGGAAAAAUCCCUGAACUUCAGUCAGAUUAAAUAAGACUUUAAGUCGAGAAUGAUGCAUGUAGCCUGUUUUGUCCUCUUAGCGCUCACUGUGGUCCUUUCCACAGCAGAAGCUGCCACUGAAAAGAAAGAAUAUGGACUGCCUGAGGGAGCAGAAAAACGCAUUAUAAACGGGGUAAACGCAAGGCCUAAUGAAGUUCCAUGGCAAAUCUCCCUUCGUUACAAUGGUCGACACAAUUGUGGAGGAUCUCUUCUUUCCUCACGAUGGGUACUGACCGCUGCUCACUGUGUUGAUAAGGACCGGAAUACACGAGCAUACACUGUGCAUUUAGGUGCUCAGUACUCCUCUUCAACUAUAGCUGGGGAACAGGUUCGUCGAGUUAUCAGAAUAUUUGACCACUCGUACUUCAGUAGAAAUCAUUUCAAGCAUGAUGUCGCACUUAUCCUGCUCGAUAGCGCUGUUUCUUUUACGUCGACAAUCAAUAAAAUCAGUCUGCCAGUACAAGGAAGCAGAGUUGCUGCUGGAUCCAGGUGCCUCUUAUCAGGUUGGGGACGAACCUAUGCUGGUGGACCUUCGGCUAGAAUUCUCCAAAAAGCCUAUCUUCCCAUCGCUGACCCUCUUCAGUGUCAACGAAGGAAUAACUAUUUAAUACAAGUGGACCACAACACUAUGCUGUGUGCAGGUGGGCAAGGCUUAGCAGGUGGUUGUCAAGGAGACAGCGGUGGACCAUUAGCAUGUUAUGAGGGAGGCAAAUGGGUUCUUCGGGGUGUUGUCAGUUGGGGACAUGAAAAGUGCUACACAAGUCAUUACACUGUUUUUGCAAGAGUGAGUACCUUUGUUAACUGGUUGCGCCACACUGCUUCAAGUGCCGGUUAAAAGAUAACUGAUUGAUUGACUGCAAUCCAUCAUAGUUAAUAAUAUCAACUAUGAAUCCAUUGGUGAGGAAAUACUUUGUCGGCCAAAAAUAAUUUAAGAUAAGGUAAAAUAAAGUCAAUUGGUAUUAAAUAGAUAAGGUAGUUAAUAAAAAUAAAAAAAUAAAAUAAAAGAAAGAAACCAAUGUUAUUAUCACAAUAAAUGACAAACGCAAUGAAACAUCA
Molecule: messenger RNA, 1111 nt
Organism: Actinia tenebrosa (Australian red waratah sea anemone)
Lineage: Eukaryota; Metazoa; Cnidaria; Anthozoa; Actiniaria; Actiniidae
Product: chymotrypsinogen A
Biological process (GO): proteolysis
Molecular function (GO): serine-type endopeptidase activity
Source: RefSeq, a predicted model, not a curated record